AUGUCUUGCGGGGCAGUUGUACGGGGAUUCAUGAUUGUCGGCGAGGACGUCGACGCUUUGACUGUAACCGAAGCUGGCCCUGAACACAAGUGGAUCCAGUCCAAGCUCUUUCACGGCGGUGUACACAAACGAACAGAGAAACACGCCUUCCUCAAGCAAUUCAUGGACGGACAUUGGUCGAGCUUGGACAAGAUGAUGCUGCGAUUUGUGGGCGGGAGUGCGCUGGUGCUACGGAUGGGCGGGCCCGCCCUCGACCGCGCCAUUCGGGGCGUGGUUGCCACCAUGUUGCUGCACUGCGGCAUGACUGUUUCUGCCGAAUGCGUCGACGUGGACAGCUUGAAAAUGCCGCCCAAAUCGCUCCGGUUGAUCUGGCAAAAGGCCGUCGAGCUCAAAUCGUGGGCGCUACGGUACAAAACGUCGGCCAACACCACAUACGACGAGAUUGCGACGAUGCUGACGACCAAAGUCGACCUGUUGCUGUCGUUGACGCCUUGUAAGUCCGACGCAUACGUCGGCGACCCGCCGUCGCUGUCUCGACGCAUUUCCAUGGGAUCUUCCAAGCGCAGCGGGUCGUUCGAUGCAACGCCCGAAGACGCUGCCUUUCCAAGCUGGGAACCAGAGCUCCUGCAAGCCAUCUACAACUUCUACCGAGACGUGGAUUGCAAUGUGAACAAGGUCCAGGAAAUGCUCAGCCUGUCGCAGCAAAAAGCAAUCACGCGGGCGUCGGGAUUACGACGAGUAACCAAUGUACUCCAUGUGGCCACGGUAGCAGUGCCAGCAAAAGCCGCGAUCUUGGUGCAUCUCAUGCGCGUACUUCGCCGCAAUCCGUCGUCUUUGUGGCACUACCAACAAGGCAUCGACGGAUGUCCAGCCGCCACCAAGCGCGACGUGCACGUGGCGUUUGAAGGGUUUUACUAUUGCAUCACCCAGUUGCUAAGCAACGGAUGGAACGACGUGAGCUGGCAGUUUGUGCUGUUGGAUACGUCGGCGCUGCGGAUCCUCCCGGAAGACCACGCCAUGCUCGCCAGUUGUCGGGUGUUUCAAACGCUGCAAGAGAUUCUGGAUCGAACGACCGAGAGCCAAUCGUUGCUGGGGUUGCGGCAAUCUGCGAUGAAGGUCGUGUACCUCCUCGCCCUGCAAGUCGCGAGCGAUGGCGGCGCCGAGCUAGAUCCAACCACCAACCCAACAAUCAACUCGCUCAGUCCACCGCAUUUCCAGCGCCAACUGUCUGGCCCCCAAACCCUCAGCGCCAACGUGUUUGACAUGUUGUACUCGGAGAUGUACGUGGUCGUCCAUAGCAUGCUGGAAGACACCGGCAUGGUUUACAACAUGGACACGAUUGGCCCCAACCCGCGCAUUCUGGGCGUGCUGUCCCUGCUCCAGUUUGUCUCGACGUCGUCGGUAUGCCAAACCUUUCUCUGCACGCCCAACUGGCUAUCGCUGUUUGUGACCACGGCAUGCUUUGGCCAAGUGGAGCCGCAGACGCGCGCGAUGCAGCUCCUCCACACGUUGCUUCCCCUUUGCGACCCUAGCUUCGUCGCCAUCGACCUUCCAUUCGACCUGACCACGAUGGCAUGUGUCGUCGGGACGUCAGUCCGUGCCCGCCCCCUCGUCGAGUUUUUUCUGGCCAACGUCGGACGUGCUCUAAGUCCUCUGGACGCUACAACCACGGACCAGUUGCCUCGAUCUGUCGAAUCGUGUCUGUCAUUGGGAUCUGAGAGCGUGUCCAUGCUUCGAAUGCUUAUCGGGAACGAUACCUGGUCGGAGCUUGUCGCUCAAUGCUUGACUGAUAGCUACAGCUCCCAAGCUGCGAGCCACCAGUUGGGUGUGCUGGGUGUGAUGGGGUCGUUCGCGGAGCCGCUUCGAUUUGGCGGACACGUUGAGCUCGUGGAUUGCGGCACACAAGCGACCAUUGUGAGCGUCAACAACCAAACGACAAUCGAGAUUCAGAAACGGAACCAAACGUCCAUCUGCCAAGUCCAAGUGGAGGCCGUGACGGCGGUGCCCCGUGUGGCGAUUUCCAUCGCCGCAUAUCCACCGGCGUUGGUCGAGUCCGUCUUACGACAGACGGCGCUGCUCGUGGACUCGUCGGCGUUGUUUCUUGCGCAUUUUCAAGUGGCGCGAUGGAUCUACAACGAAGAACCGGCCCGCGUGGUGAUGUUGGUGUCGGAGCAUCCGUCGGUGGCGCUCAAGGUGUUUGAAAUCGGCGCCACACUCACCGACACGAACGGGUUGCCGAGCUUAGCGCAGUUGGAAGACAAGUUGGAGCUCAUUCGGCGGGCGCAGUAUGCCACGACCUAUGGCAGCAUCCGCACCGCGCUGUAUCCAGUGUCGGAAGCCAAUGCGCCACUGCACCAACCACCGGACGUGAGUAUUCACUUGUCCUGCGAUACAAGGCUAGGGUUCGCCGAAGGACUGGUGUGCACGAUGAAGCAAGUGUCGACGUUUGAUGUGCCCGUGGACAUUGACCCAAACGCUAUCGCAUGGCUCGAGGCGCUGCUGAAUCAUGUAUUGUCGCUCACGGUCGCAGAGUUGAUGCAAACGUGGGCCACCGCGACCGAUCUGACUCGAAUCGAGCUGCGCCAUGUCCAACAAGCUGUGGAAACGGUUUACGGUCGGAUUCAGCUGCCAGAAAUGCUCCAGGCAGCCUGUGCCGAGGCCAACGAGUGGCUAUCGAACCGGGAUCAUUGGGGAAAGGAAUGGACUGUGCAUGAAACGAGCAUCGUGCAGUACGUGUUGCGGCUCCUGGCACAGAACAACUCGAGUGUAUCGAUGUACAAGUGGAGGGACAAGUGCGCCGCGCUCAAAGUUGGCUCGUACUUGUGUGCUACAUGCGAAUGUUUGGUGGCCGAUGUGCUGAGUUUGUCGAUGGAAGUGCUGCGGAAUGCCGAAGCCACGACGCCCGUCAUCACGUUGGCGUCGAUUCUCGAAGCGAUGCAAGGGGACGACGAGCUCGGGCGACUGCUCGUGUACCACGAAUCGUACGUGGCAUUGCAAUCCAUUGCCACCAACUUCCCCACCCUUGCUACAUCAUCCUCCCCAGUCGUCGCUUCCAAAACGAGCGACGAGAAAGUUCUGGACGUGCGCAUUCAAUCGAUGAUUGCCAUGGGGUUUCCUGAACAAUGGUGCAAGCGUGCGCUGGACGAAUCUGGGCAAGACGUGAACGCCGCCUUGAAUUGGAUCUUGAUCAACGGGGAGUUGCUGCAAGACACUUCAGCGGCACAACCAUUCCCAACGUCCAACGACAACUCCCCCGAGCCCGACGUCGCCGUUGUCGUGGAUGACCCGCCGCCGCCGCCAUCCCUUGAGUGGAGUACUGCCACGUCACUGGACGUUGCCGGAGCGUACGCCACGUAUUGGAAGCUAGGACAUGGCAACACGCUCGCGUUUACCAUCCAAAGUCGCACGGGUACGGCGCUGGUCGGGUUGUUUUGUAGCCGGGUCUUGCACUAUGAGCUUCGCAUAUCGGACAAGGCCAUCGACUUGAGCUUCGACGGCCACGUGGUGUGCACCGAACUCGGUGCGUUCUGCGACGAUGUGACGGGCGUGUCGUUUUGGGCGGUGUGGACGCCGACGACGCUUUACAUCGGCCAAGGGCCGAGGGUUCACUUGGAUGCGCUUGUCUUGCAAUGGACGAGGACGGACAACGCCUUGGCUUUGGAUAGCUUUUCAUUUGGCUCUACCCCGUCCACCAUGAUUCUUGCCGUGUCGGCCAUAUCGUGGACCCACGUAUUUGCUAGUGAUCGUAGCCUCACAGCAGCACCCAUCGACACUGUGGUUUGGCCCACAUACACUCCGGCCACGCACGACUUGACGGCCUGUUUUUACGACAGACCAUCAUUAUCAUUCCAACGAACGAACGACCAGUUCAACGUAUGGGGUCUGUACCUCACUCGUCAAGGGUUUCAGGACGCCAUGCACCAAGAAAGCGCCCCCGCUUUGGUCCAACACGCCCAUGAGAUGAUUCAAGUGCUUCGGAUUCUAUACGCUCGUCGCCUAGGCCUGACCAUCUUGGCCGUGUGCAACCAGCUGUCGGCACUCGAGCCCGUCUUUCGUAACCACGAGGCACUGUUUGUCGAGUUCGUGAGCUUAGUGUCGAACCGGCACUGGAUCAGCGAUAUGACGAAAAUAACUACCCAAACGCAGGUAGGACCGCCGUGGUACUUGCCGCGCAAGCAAACGUCUCUGGACUUUGUUCGCCCCGCCAUGCAAAGUGUGUGCGCAUGUUUGAACCCGCUGAGCACGGCCGUGUGUGCGUAUUUGCAGUCGCAUAUGUCGGCGUUCCUGCUUCAGCCGGCGUCGCUGCACUGGACAGAGCCGUCCAGCCUCAAGACCGACGUGGCUGUCCGCCAAGGCUCGGACUUGCGAUUCCUGCUCUUGGUCACGCAGUGGCUUCUGCCCGUGUCGAAUAAUGUGAUGGAACGCGCGUUGUUUGGCAUUUGGGCGACGAGUUUGACCAGCAACCAUGUCCAUGUCAAGCAAACGGCGUUCCAAGUGCUUAGCCGCAUGCUGCAUCAGUGCUUGACACGAGUCAACGAGUCCACAACCGACAAAAACGACUACGUUGAGUCGUUGUACUCGUACACGAAACUAGUGUCGUAUCCCCAUCUCAAAACGCUCACGGCGCGGCUGUUGCAACACGAACAAGAAAACUGUCCCAUGUAUUCGCAGUACUUUCAAGCGGUCGUCGACUUUUUGGCCUUGUACGAACGUGCGUUGCAUCGCCUCGAUCAACAAGCUUCGACAGAAACCGCUCCAUCAAGUACACGAGGUCUCUUUUUCAAGGGCGGGGCCAGCUACGUCGACAUCAAGGGCGACGACAUUUCUCCUCCUUGGACAGCUCAAUACACUGUCCAUCCUGUGGCGGGGGGGGCGGUGGCUGUGCUCGCCAACUCGACGUCCACAGCGAUCCUCUUGCGGUGUGGCCAGUCGUUCAAUGCUGGUCAUCCGAGUCUGGCCUUGAAAACCAAGGCCAAUGCACAAGUAGUCCCGUUUCACUGCCAUCUUCCAAACGACACGUGGUCGGUGUUGACCAUCACAGCGUCGUUGUCCCACGUGUCGGUGUAUAUCAACGGCACCUUGGCGGCGAAAGCGGACGUGUCGGACGUGCGCUUGCCGAUGGGCCAGCUCGGCGACCCCUCGCAAGGCUUUCGGGGAUGGUUGGCCAAUGUCCGAUACUUCGACUCGAUAUUGACCUCGUCUCAGAUCACCUCCCUCGUCGCCCUUGACCGACUGCAAUUCGAGCAACCAAGUAAUGCAGCAUCCGCACUUUUAACACCACCCCCCCCCCUCGACAGCGUGUUCCCAGCGUUAACUGCGAUCGCCCACUGGCCGCUCAACGAAGGCGUUGGCGCUGUUGUUCACGACGCGCUUCGAAAGUACGCCGAUGUGACGGUUCACGGCUCCAAAUGGUCUCGGCUGGAGCUGCCGUCUGUAGACAAGGUGCUACUGGCUACCUCUCAUAUAGCUAUGGCUCUGGAUGCCGAGUACCUGCAGAAGUACCUUGUGUUCUCCGGCACGGGGACGUUUACCCAGCAACCGUGUGGGGCAUUGGGGGGAGGGACGUGGAAUGCCUCGUCUACGAAAGCGCUGGCCGUGCACUUGUACUCGCUCGAUCAAAGAUCGAAUCUGGAAGGCAUGAUCGUGUUGAACUCGACGUUGCGGUGGCUGGUCACUGGUACCACUCGGGAAGAUGGGUUUGUUGAGUUCUCAGUCCAAAGUCGUCGGGGGAAUGGCGAGACCGUCGACGAUACCCAGUGGAUGGACGGCGUGGUGUUCCAGGGGUGGCAUCGUCACGGCGUACUCAAAGGCACAUGGCGCACGUCGCUGACUCAAACCAUCCCGCCGCGGCACGACUGCGCCAUGUACUUCUUGGCUCCAACGACAGACAGCGUCGUGCUGAGCGACGGCGGCCGGAUGGCGUUGAGUGUGUUGCGAAAAGGCAAGAAGAAGGCGAAUGUGUUGUACAUGGGCUUUGGCUACCAUGGGUUGCAGCAGGCGUGGGCAUCGAACGGCUGCCUGUGCACAUCCGAUUUGCCCAACGCCGCGCAACAUGACAUUCUCAACCGCACGGAUGGAUUCGCCACCGUUCGGUGCCAUGCGCUGGUCCGACGGGGUCAAGUGUACUUUGAAAUGACGCUCAAGAGUAGCGGGUUGAUGCAGCUAGGGUUUGUCAGCGCCGGCUUCAAGCCCGCGUUUGCCACCCAUGGCGUCGGCGAUCACUUUGGCUCGUUUGCAGUCGACGGCAAGCGGCGGAAAAAAUGGUGCAACACUGGCUCUUCAUAUGGCGGCGACUGGUCGUGGAGUGCCGGGGACGUUGUAGGCGCGAUGAUCGACUUUGAAGCUGGCACGAUGGGAUUUACACACCAUGGAGUGGACCUGGGGGUGGCAUUUACCCAAAACGAGUACCCCCAGGUGAACUGGACCAACGGGUUGUACCCAGCGGGCAGUUUUUCCAGUGGCGAAGGCGCGUGGUUUAACCUUGGUCAGUCGCCGUUCCAAUAUCAACCGCCGUGGGGGUAUAUCAGCGUGCUAGAGUCGGUGAAUGCGACGUCGUCGUCGAAGAACGAAGCAGUGCCGUUGCCCCGAGUCGACGUGUACUCGCACCGCCAGAAACGAUUCAGUCCGAUUUCGACUGGCCAUCGCGUGACCGAGAUCCUGUCGUGCCCGUUCCCGACCCAUCGCAGCCUUUCAUUCGGGUGGGGGUUUUGCUCGUCGGGAAAAAUCUAUCACGGCAACACGGCGUUGCGGUAUGCUUCUGUCGGGUUUGUCCAAGGCGACCGCGUCGGCAUUGAGCUCAACAUGAUCAAAGGCACGUUGGCAUUUUACAGAAAUCGCACCGCGCUGGGCGAUGCGUUUACGAACCUCCACAUGGAGCUGCCCAUGCAAGCUUUUGUGCAUGUGAACAACCAAGGCGGGUUCGUGCCGGCCGUGAGCUUGUUUCGCCCGCAGUCGAUGGUGGUUGCCCUCGGCUUAAAGCACGGACAGGAUGAAGUAGAGUACUCAAAAACCCAAUAA
Molecule: messenger RNA, 7017 nt
Organism: Aphanomyces astaci
Lineage: Eukaryota; Oomycota; Saprolegniomycetes; Saprolegniales; Verrucalvaceae
Exons: 3
Coding region: 1-7017 (2338 amino acids)
Cellular component (GO): cytoplasm
Molecular function (GO): ubiquitin-protein transferase activity; protein heterodimerization activity
Source: RefSeq, a predicted model, not a curated record